GGCUGCCCUUACAUUCCACCAAGCAAGCUUGCCACUGGGAGAUAUUCUUUGGGCGUGGGGAAUGUUAUUGCUAUCAAAGUAACCUGACUUGGAAAGCAAGGGAAUCAGGAGCUACUGUGUCAGCUGGUGUGGUUCCACUGUGGCUAGAACCAUGAGGGUAUUACCUAUCCUGGUUGUGACUGUCGCCUGCCUCGUCGGCACUGGGGCUGGGGAUGAUGGAGAUUGCUUCUACAAUGAUAAGAUCUACAAAAAUGGAGAUACUGUUAAAUCUAACUGCCAAAUCUGUGAAUGCGAGAAUGGAAAAAUUAAAGACUGUGCACGCGACGUAAACUGCAAAAUUAAGAGAGCAGUCACACCUGAGCAGGAUGAGGUUCCAAUCGUCUAUGAUGAUGAUCCAAGUGUCAUUGAAAGCAGCGAGGGCAAAGGGAAUGUUAGGGCGAAACGGGCUGCAGUUGGAGUAAAUAAGAAGAACUCUGCUGCAACGAAAUUCAGCCUUGGGAUUACCGGUACCGAUGAGGAUAAGGAAUUCCUAAAGACUAAUGUAAAGAACGACAAAGUAAAUACAAACCAAAACCAAGGAAAAGGUCACGAUGACUCCAGAAAGGACAGCAAGGAGAAUAGCCAAGAGAAAGGACAGGAAAACAACAAGAAGUUUUCAAAGGAUUCAUCUGAAGAAAAAGAUGAUGGAUCCAAAGAAAAAUGGGGUAAUGUAAAGAACGACAAAGUAAAUACAAACCAAAACCAAGGAAAAGGUCACGAUGACUCCAGAAAGGACAGCAAGGAUAAUAGCCAAGAGAAAGGACAGCAAAACAACAAGAGGUUUUCAAAGGAUUCAUCUGAAGAAAAAGAUAAUGCAUCCAAAGAAAAAUCAACUUUUAAGAAGACUUACUCAGUACAGACGAGCCAAAACCAAGGAAAAGGUCACGAUGACUCCAGCAGUGAAAGCAAGGAGAACAAGAAAGGACAGAACAAGAAUGGAUUUUCAAAGGACUCAUCUGAAGAAAAAGAUGAUGGAUCCAAAGAAAAAUCGGCUUUUAAGAAGACUUACUCAGUACAGACGAGCCAAAACCAAGGAAAAGGUCACGAUGACUCCAGCAGUGAAAGCAAGGAGAACAAGAAAGGACAGAACAAGAAUGGAUUUUCAAAGGACUCAUCUGAAGAAAAAGAUGAUGGAUCCAAAGAAAAAUCGGGUCAUGGGAAGAAUGACAAAAAUAAGCCAAAUAUAAACAAAGGGAAUGAUCAUGAUGACUCCAGUAAGGAAAGCAAGGAGAAUACAGACAGACAGAAAGGACAGAAAAACAAGAACGGAUGGCUUAAGAACUCAUCUCAUGAAAAGGAUGAUGGAUCCAAAGAAAAGGAGGGUCAUUGGAAGAAUGGCAAAGGAAAGCCAAAACAAAACAAGGGUAAAGAUCAAGGUGACUCCAGCAAUGAAAGCAAGAGUAAUAGCCAAGAGAAAGGACAGAACAAGGACUCAUCUGUAGAAAUUGUACCCACCGUAUCCAAUGAAAACACUGGCGAUGAGGAGGAUAACAACGUAACACCAAGCGUGACGCCAGUCGUAGAACAAAAACGUGAUCAGGACAUCUCCACCGACGGCCCAGAGGAGGCAGUUAUAAACUCAUGCAUAUUUAAUAAGGAGUCUAUAGCUGAUGGAGAAACCAAAGACCUUAGCUGUUCCAGCUGCACCUGUAACAAAGGGAAGCUCACUUGCAUGAAGAACCUGAACUGUCCAGGUGUCUGCUCGGUCACAGGUUAUCAGAUGAUCCGGACCUUUGAUGGUUCCUUGUAUGACAGCCCUGGAACCUGCAACUAUGUUUUGGUCAAAACCUCCAACUUCACAAUUAGCCUUAGCAACAAGCCCUGCUCUGGUCAAGAUAAUGGGAUUACGAACCCAGAUGCAGUUUGCAUCGACACAGUGGACAUUUACUUGCCUACAAUUGCCAGCAUUAAGAUUCUACCAGAUGGAUCAGUACUGUCAGCAGGACAGCAAGUUGACCUUCCAUUCUUUAUUGCGGAAACCAUUACUAUACUAAGAAGUUCUUCUACUUUCCUGGAUGUGGUCACCCCAAUGUUCAGCCUGCAGUAUGACAUCAAGGGAAACCGACUCUAUGUCAUCGUUCAAACAAGCUACAAGGAUCAAACUAGUGGGCUUUGCGGCACAUACAAUGACAACCGCCUUGAUGACUUCAGGAGCUCCAGUGAUAUAACUGAGACAGUCUCCAGCUUGUUCAGCAAAUCCUGGAAGUUGCAGUCUCAAUGCUCAGAAAAUGUCAAAACAUCAGAUAGUCCAGCUCAGCGAGUCACAGCGGAUUUAAGUUGCACCAAUUCCCUUCAGGACUCCAUCUUCGCUGACUGCAACCUUGUGAUUGAUACUCAUAACUAUCAGGCCUCCUGUUCCAACAGCAUUUAUUUCGGGAAAGAUAAUGGCUUUUGCUCAGCCAUGGCAGACUAUGCUUAUCGAUGUGCUUUGGCAGGCAUUUAUGUACCUUUGAGUUCUGCAUUCCCAGACUGCUUUGUUUCUUGUGAGGGAGGCAUGGUUCCCAUUACAGAAAGUCUCUUCAGUCAGGAUGACUGUGCUGAACAUUCUUCAGAGAUCUUGAAGUUUUUAAUAAAGCUUCCACUGAGCGAGGGUUGUGUUUGCCCUGAUAAUUUAUACUAUGAUUCUACAAUAAAUCAGUGUGUUGAUGGCGAUGUAUGUCCAUGUUAUAGUAACAGCCAUGCAUACAAGAUUGGAGAGAACGUCACUUUUUCCAAUGGACAAUCAUGUACUUGUGAGAGAAUAAUGGAAUGCACAGAUAAUCCAGAAUUGCCUACAGAUGAAGUUCCAACAUGUCCAGAAGGUGAAGUAUUUUCUGACUGUUUGAUGGGAUCUGGAAAGUCUUGUGAGCCAAGCUGCCAAAACAUGGCAGUCAUCGACCAAGUAUGUCCUCUUGAGUGUGAGGCGGGCUGCAUCUGCAAAUAUGGGACGUUGAGGAGCAAUGAUGGAAGCUGCGUCCCACUGCAGGAAUGUCCAUGUGUGCACGGAGAAGAUGUUUAUAACCCUGGAGAGACACUGGCACAAGACUGCAACACUUGCACCUGCAAAGAUGGCAAGUUCUCCUGCACCAAUAACGCCUGCAACGUAGUGUGUAAUGCCUACGCUGGGGGUCAGUUCUUCCUCUUCGAUAACAUCUGGAAAACCUUCAACACAGGCAACUGCCAGAUCAUUCUAGUUGAAUCUCAAGAUGGACAAGUCCCGAAGUUUAGAGUCGUAAUGCAAAACACACAAACAGAAAAUCUUGGUGGAGCUUUGGCCACCAAGAAGCUCUUCAUCACAUUUGGAGGAGCAUAUGUCGAGUUGAGCGACUCAGAUCCUUACUUGGCUCAAGAACCGGGAAGUACAACCCAAGUAAGAGUAUAUCGCUCUGGAUUCUAUGUCGUUGCCCAUUUUCUGGAUGGUCUUGCAGUUUACUAUGAUCAGCACUUAGAUGUUAUUGUUCAGCUCCAGCCUCAACUACAGGGCAAGGUCCAGGGUAUGUGUGGUGAUGCUGACCAGUCAACAACUUAUGAACUGGCUAUUAGCAACAUGGCACAGUAUGGAGCUCAGUUCAUCAUUGGCAAGUGUGAUUCCCCAGAUGUACCCCAACCUCCUCCACCUGAUAACAAGCAUUACACAGAGAAACGCUGCAGUCAGCUGUUCAAUGAGGACUUUGCUGAAUGUCACAUCGCGGUCCCUGUACAGCCAUAUUACACAGCUUGUGUAGAAGAGACUGAGGCCUGCAGAGAAGGAGAAAGCUGUCUGUGCUUCUGUACAUCCCUUGCUGCUUAUGCCCGAGCCUGCUGCCGUAAAGGCAUCACUCUUGACUGGAGAAACCCCGACACCUGCUCUUCCCCUUGUGAAUACUACAACAGAGAUGCUGGAGAUGGACCAUAUCGCUUAGUCAUGGUCAAUGGUCAGACCUUGAUGGCAGAUUAUGACACCCAGUCUGUGUCACUGACCCCUAAGGAUACACCAGGAAAUGUCAAAGUCAGCUUCAUGGUCACCCCAAGUCUCUACAAGGACCCACAGUAUGGCAGAAAGUUAAUCUCCUUGGAAUCUGCUCUGCACCGCAACUUCUUCAUCGUUCAGAAUGCAGAUGGCACCCUAGGCUUAAAGAAGUGGCAGCCAAGUGCCAGCUUUCGUACACAGGCCACUUUUAUCCUGAGAGAAGGUCGCUGGAUCAAUGGCUACAGCACCCUUGAAUCCUAUUCCUCCAGGGGCCAAUAUCUCUCUUUUGACAGCAAUAAUGAUAAUCUGGUGAUGACCAGGGUAAAAUCUGCUAACAUGCUGGCAAUGAAUUUCAAGCUUACAGAGGAAAACUUUGGAUUACCAUCAUUCUCUAUCUGCACCUGGAAGUACAGAUCCUGUGGCCCUCCUUGCAUCCCAACAUGCCAAGAUCCUCAGGCAACGCAGUGCACCCUAACUCUUCCAGUGGAGGGUUGCUACCCUAUUUGUGCCCCAGGAAUGGUGUUUGAUGAAGUUACCCAUCGUUGUGUGAAUAAAGAUGACUGCGUACCAACUCCUACAGUACCACCAACACCAGUGCCACCAACACCAACUCAGAAACCGUGCACCGGUGUGACUUGUGUAGAAAUGAAUUGCAAGGUUGGAGAAAAAAGAGUGGAAAUUGCGACAACAGAUCCCUGCUGCCCACGUUAUAAAUGCGAGGUCAUUCCUACUACCCCAUCACCACCAACAUCACCGAAUCCAUGUAGAGGUGUAACAUGUAACGUUCCAAAGUGCAAUACAGAACAACAGCUUGUACAAGUUACAUCUACAGACCCUUGCUGCCCAAAAUACACUUGUCAGUGCCUGACUACAUGCAGCCCUCCCCCUGUUUGUAGCAAUGGAAGACCACCCAUAGAAAAUUUCGACCCAACUUCUCAGUGUUGUGCCAAAUAUGAAUGCCUUCCAGAGACAACUACACCUGCACCAAGGACAACAACUCCGGGGCAAUGUAAGGGUGUGACAUGUGAAAUAGUGACAUGUGCAGAGGGUGAAGAUAAGGUGGCCAUUGUCUCAACUGAUCCAUGCUGUUCCCGCUAUGUGUGUGUUUCAUCAACAACCCCAACUCCAAUUAAACCUACAACACCGGAAUCAUGCACAAAGGUGAAAUGUCAAGUGGUGACCUGCUCUGUGGGAGAAACAAAGACAGAGGUUCCUUCAGCAGAUCCUUGCUGUCCAAGAUAUAAGUGUUAUCAAGAGCCAACUACAACCUUAGCUACAACUCCGGAACUAUGCAAGUAUGUGACAUGUUCAACAGUGACUUGUGCAGAUGGAGAAACUGAGAUGGAAGUUCCUUCAGCAGAUCCCUGCUGCCCACGUUACACGUGUGUUCCAGAAACAACUGUUGCACCUACACCAGAGGAGCCCUGCCGUCAUGUGACUUGUUCAGAUGUGACAUGUGCAGUUGGAGAAAUUAAGACAGAAGUUCCUUCCGCAGAUCCCUGCUGUGCACGUUAUGUGUGUGCUCCACUGCCAAGCACAACUCCACUGCCGGAGCCAUGCCAGCAUGUGACAUGUGAAGAUGUGACAUGUGCAGAUGGAGAAACUAAGAUGGAAGGUCCCCAAAUAGACCCCUGUUGUGCACGCUUUGUGUGUGUUCCAGCGUCAUCUACAACCCCACAACCGGAACUAUGCAAGUAUGUGACAUGUGCAACGGUGACUUGUGCGGAUGGGGAAACUGAGAUGGAAGUUCCUUCACCAGAUCCCUGCUGCCCACGUUACACUUGUGUUCCAGGAACAACUAUACCGACACCAGAGGAACCAUGCAGUCAUGUGACAUGUACAGACGUGACCUGCGCCGCUGGAGAAACUAGGACAGAAGCUCCUUCAGCAGAUCCGUGCUGCAGCCGCUUUGUGUGCGUUCCACUGCCAACUACAACUAAACUACCGGAGCCAUGCCAGUAUGUGACAUGUCCAGACGUGACAUGCGCGGAUGGAGAAACUAAGAUGGAAGGUCCCAAAAUAGACCCCUGCUGCGACCGUUAUGUGUGUGUUCCAGAGUCAUCUACAACCCCACAACCGGAACUAUGCAAGUAUGUGACAUGUGCAACGGUGACUUGUGCGGAUGGAGAAACACAGAUGGAAGUUCCUUCAGCAGAUCCCUGCUGCCCACGUUACACGUGUGUUCCAGGAACAACUAUACCCACACCAGAGGAACCAUGCAGUCAUGUGACAUGUACAGACGUGACCUGCGCCGCUGGAGAAACUAGGACAGAAGCUCCUUCAGCAGAUCCGUGCUGCAGCCGCUUUGUGUGCGUACCACUGCAAACUACAACUGAACUACCGGAGCCAUGCCAGUAUGUGACAUGUUCAGACGUGACAUGCGCGGAUGGAGAAACUAAGAUGGAAGGUCCCAAAAUAGACCCCUGUUGUGCACGUUAUGUGUGUGUUCCAGAGUCAUCUACAACCCCACAACCGGAACUAUGCAAGUAUGUGACAUGUGCAACGGUGACUUGUGCGGAUGGAGAAACACAGAUGGAAGUUCCUUCAGCAGAUCCCUGCUGCCCACGUUACACGUGUGUUCCAGGAACAACUAUACCCACACCAGAGGAACCAUGCAGUCAUGUGACAUGUACAGACGUGACCUGCGCCGCUGGAGAAACUAGGACAGAAGCUCCUUCAGCAGAUCCAUGCUGCAGCCGCUUUGUGUGCGUACCACUGCAAACUACAACUGAACUACCGGAGCCAUGCCAGUAUGUGACAUGUUCAGACGUGACAUGCGCGGAUGGAGAAACUAAGAUGGAAGGUCCCAAAAUAGACCCCUGUUGUGCACGUUAUGUGUGUGUUCCAGAGUCAUCUACAACCCCACAACCGGAACUAUGCAAGUAUGUGACAUGUGCAACGGUGACUUGUGCAGAUGGAGAAACUGAGAUGAAAGUUCCUUCAGCAGAUCCCUGCUGCCCACGUUACACGUGUGUUCCAGGAACAACUAUACCCACACCAGAGGAACCAUGCAGUCAUGUGACAUGUACAGACGUGACCUGCGCCGCUGGAGAAACUAGGACAGAAGCUCCUUCAGCAGAUCCAUGCUGCAGCCGCUUUGUGUGCGUUCCACUGCCAACUACAACUGAACUACCGGAGCCAUGCCAGUAUGUGACAUGUUCAGACGUGACAUGCGCGGAUGGAGAAACUAAGAUGGAAGGUCCCAAAAUAGACCCCUGUUGUGCACGUUAUGUGUGUGUUCCAGAGUCAUCUACAACCCCACAACCGGAACUAUGCAAGUAUGUGACAUGUGCAACGGUGACUUGUGCGGAUGGAGAAACACAGAUGGAAGUUCCUUCAGCAGAUCCCUGCUGCCCACGUUACACGUGUGUUCCAGGAACAACUAUACCCACACCAGAGGAGCCCUGCAGUCAUGUGACUUGUUCAGAUGUGACAUGUGCAGUAGGAGAAUUUAAGACAGAAGCUCCUUCAUCAGAUCCCUGCUGUGCACGCUUUGUGUGUGCUCCAUUCCCAUCCACAACUCCACUGCCGGAGCCAUGCCAGUAUGUGACAUGUUCAGACGUGACAUGCACAGAUGGAGAAACUAAGAUGGAAGGUCCCAAAAUAGACCCCUGCUGCUCACGUUAUGUCUGUGUUCCACAGCCUAAUACAACUCCAUUACCGACAACUACUACAACACUACCGGAGGUAUGCCAGGGUGUAACAUGUAAUACGGUGACAUGUGGAGAUGGAGAAGAUAUGGUGGCACUUGAGUCAUCAGAUCCCUGCUGCCCCCAUUAUGCCUGUGUUAAAAUCGCUACUCUACCUCCCUUCCCCACUACACCGGUAGUUACACAGGGGGUAUGUAGUGAAGUCAAGUGUGAAGUGGUGAAAUGUAAGAAGGAGGGAGAGACUGUGGUGGAAGUUCCUUCAGCAGAUCCUUGUUGCCCACGCCAUGUCUGUAAAUGCAGUUCCGAUUGCAGCCUUCCUCCUACCUGCACUGACGGAAGACCGCCACUAAAGACGAUUGACCCUGAUACCCAAUGCUGUCCAGAGUAUGAAUGCAGACCUGUGUCCGAGACCACACCAGUCCCCGUUACACCGAGCAUAUGCAGUGGUGUGACUUGUAAAACUGUAACCUGUAAGAAGGAGGGUGAACAAGUGGUUGAAGUUCCUUCCUCAGAUCCCUGCUGUCCAAAAUUUGUGUGCGAAUGCGCUCAGUCAUGCAGCCCUCCUGUUCCCUGCGUGGAUGGACAACCACCAGUGCAAAUCACUGACGCUGCAACUAAGUGCUGUCCAACCUAUGAAUGCUUGCCUCCAAUUCCCACCUUACCACCAAACACCACACCAGAGGAACCAUGCAAGGAUGUCCUUUGUCCAGUGAUAAACUGCAUAAAGAACGGUUCCAGUCUUGUGUCUUUCAUGGGAAAAAAUCCUUGCUGUAAAGUAGAAUAUUGUGACUGCCUUGACCCAUGCCCACCACCGCUGACUUGUAAAACAGGCAAGCCAACCAUGAAGAUUGAUCCAGAAGCAGAAUGCUGCCCCACAUACACUUGUCCUCCUGAAAAAGUUCCAGAAAAAACUACUACUCCAUAUGAAACACAGUUUACAACCACUGCCCCAACACCUAGUAGCACUACUCUGCCUGAAUGUGCCGGCGUCAAGUGUUACAAAGACGUUACCUGCCGUUACAACGAGGAUGAGAUUGAGGAACCAAAUCCUUUUGAUCCUUGUUGUCCAAGAUAUCGCUGUGAGCGCAAGCCAACACCAAGUCCAACUCCUUCGCCAGAACUCACGACAACACCCAGACCACCAAUCAUCACCACUCCGCCUGAAUGUGCCGGCGUCACGUGUAGCAAAGAACUGACCUGUGCAUACAAUGAGAUUGAGGUUACAAAACCAAAUCCACUGGAUCCUUGUUGUCCACUAUAUUACUGUGAGCCCAAGCCAACUCCUUCGCCAGAACUCACUACAACCCCCAGACCACCAAUCUUUACCACUCCGCCUGAAUGUGCCGGCGUCACGUGUAGCAAAGAACUGACCUGUGCAUACAAUGAGAUUGAGGUUGCGGAACCAAAUCCACUGGAUCCAUGUUGUCCAAUAUAUCACUGUGAGCCCAAGCCAACUCCUUCGCCAGAACUCACUACAACACCCAGACCACCAAUCUUCACCACUCCGCCUGAAUGUGCCGGUGUCACAUGUUACAAAGACGUUACCUGCCGUUACAACGAGGAUGAGAUUGUAGAACCGAAUCCAUUUGAUCCUUGUUGUCCAAGAUAUCGCUGUGAGCCCAAGCCAACUCCUUCGCCAGAACUCACUACAACACCCAGACCACCAAUCUUCACCACUCCGCCUGAAUGUGCCGGUGUCACAUGUUACAAAGACGUUACCUGUCGUUACAACGAGGAUGAGAUUGCGGAACCAAAUCCAUUUGAUCCUUGUUGUCCAAGAUAUCGCUGUGAGCCCAAGCCAACUCCUUCGCCAGAACUCACUACAACACCCAGACCACCAAUCUUCACCACUCCGCCUGAAUGUGCCGGUGUCACAUGUUACAAAGACGUUACCUGUCGUUACAACGAGGAUGAGAUUGAGGAACCAAAUCCAUUUGAUCCUUGCUGUCCAAGAUAUCGCUGUGUGCCCAAGCCAACACCAGGCCCAACUCCUCCACCAGAAGUUUCUACAACACCCAGACGACCAGACUUCACCACUCCGCCUGAAUGUACCGGCGUCACGUGUUACAAAGAUGUUACCUGUCAAUAUAACGAGAUUGAAAUUGCAGAACCAAAUCCAUAUGAUCCUUGUUGUCCAAGAUAUCGCUGUGAGCCCAAGAUAACAACUAUCCAGCCUCCUACAACAAUACCGAUCACCACCAAGCCUGAAUGUGCUGGUGUCACAUGUAACAAAAAACACUUUUGUGCACCUAAUGAGAAUGAGGUUGAGAUUCCAAACCCAUCUGAUCCUUGCUGCCCCAACUACUAUUGUGAGCCAAAAUCUACAAUCUCACCUUCAGGGCCACCCUCAACCACCAGAAUCAUCAGCACCACCAAGAUUGACUGCUCUAAAAGGAUAUGUGUCAAAACCAGCUGCCGUCUUUCAGAAAAACUUAUUGAGGUGCCAAAUCCAUAUGACCCCUGUUGUCCCAUUCAAAAGUGCGAGUGCCAGUGCAAGACCGUGCCAAAAUGCAGAAGUGACGAGCGACUGGUCCCCGUGAGUCAGAAUGGCCAGUGUUGUCCAAAGCUUAAAUGCGAGCGCAAGAGGGAUGAAUGCCAUCCAGUGCGUAAAACUAUGCUUCUGAAGUCAGGCCAAUGUAGCGCUUCUGUGGAGCUGAACGUGUGCAGUGGAUACUGUCACUCCAAGACAGAAUAUACCAGCUUUUGGCAGCCCAUAACUCAUUGCCGAUGCUGCUCUAUAAAAACCGAUCGCUUCAUGACCUUCCAGCUGCCUUGUCCUGAUGGCACUCGCACAAGUCUGACAGUAAGGAAUGCAGUCACUUGUGGUUGCAACACCUGCUCAGGGCCAUAUGAACCUGGAAGUGGUAGCGGCAGCGGCAGUGGAAGUGGCAGUGGCAGCGGCGAUGGAGGCUCAAGUGAUGGAAGUGGCUUUCAUGAAUGGUCAGAAUUCAUCAGAAGCUAAGGUCAUCCCUGAUUUGAAUAACAUUAGCUACAAGCUAAUGGCAUCAUCCGAUAGAAACUGUGGGCCUUCGACAAUCUCUGUUUCUUUUUUUCUUGAAAACGUAUUUUGUAUGAUGUUUGGUUUUCUUUUAACCCCUUGGUGAUCAGGGUGGAACCAGCAGCUAGGUUUUCAGUUUGUAUCUGACACCUAAGGAGCAACCCAAUUAUGAUCUACUGAAUGGGAACAACCAAGGGGAAAUUGGCUCAAACCACAUUCCCAUGUUACAUACAGUGACACCUAGUGCUGUGCAACCUAAGGGUGUCCUGUGGGUGUGAUACAAGUAAUGGCAUUACUGUGAACAAUCCGUUGUGUGUAUUAUGCAAACAUACUGUUUUUCGUAGUGUCUCCCAUUAUCAUACCAUGUUUUAGGCUUAGUUAUAAAAAGACACCAUUUUAGCUGCUGUAGAAAUCUACGCACAUCCCUAUCAGGUCAAUGCCAAGCUAAAAAAAAGCUGAUAGUUAUCAUUUCCAUUAACUUUAGGUUUCCCAUUAUUUCCUGGUAUUUAUAUUUCCUGGUAUUCCCAUCCCUAAUACAAUCAAAGCAUGACUUGGUGUAAGCCCAUGUCAUGUACAAAUCGCCACUGGGACAGUGUGUGUAGUGGAACCAGAUUUUUUUAUUCUCCAAAUUAGAUAAUGUAUUACUUUUACCCAAAUCGGCAAAGCCAACAAUGACUAACGUUGAAUGCAACUUAUUUUCUGCACUUUAUAAUAGCACAGUGUUUUUCUACUGCCAAGGUCUAAAACACUGAAUGAUAUAAGAGAUAACUAAGCCAACCUGGGUGGGAAACAAUAUGAAGGACUGUUUUUCACUGUAAUUUAAUUCCUGCUCUUACAUGUGGCUUGUGAUGAUGGAAGGAUAUAGUUUAUAGCAUUUCCAGUUAGAUGGAAAAGCUCCAUUAAAAUGCUUUAUAAUACUAAAAACAGUCAUGUUAACUGCAAUAUUAGAGUUAUGAGGUCACAGCUCUAACCAACAAGAUGUCCAUGAAAAUGUGAUCUCACAACUUUGACAUCAUCACUCCUGCAUGAUAUAAUGAUGGUUUAAUUGUUUUUGUUGCUGUUAUAAAUGUUACAUUUUCCCAGAAUAAACCCAUCCCUAUGCAAUUA
This is a messenger RNA of Xenopus tropicalis (tropical clawed frog), 11722 nucleotides long. RefSeq names its product otogelin-like 2 (gene otogl2). Gene Ontology annotation, biological process: L-arabinose metabolic process. Lineage: Eukaryota; Metazoa; Chordata; Amphibia; Anura; Pipidae. The record is from RefSeq and is a predicted model, not a curated record. The transcript is spliced from 122 exons. Gene Ontology annotation, molecular function: alpha-L-arabinofuranosidase activity. Bases 152 to 10579 code for a protein of 3475 amino acids.